AUGUAUCGUAAUCAAUAUGACAGUGAUAUUACAACAUUCAGUCCAUCAGGACGUAUUCACCAAAUAGAAUAUGCCAUGGAGGCUGUCAAACAAGGCAGUGCAGCUGUAGCUCUCAAAUCAAAGAAAUAUGCUGUAUUGGUUAGUUUAAAGAGAUCUAGUUCAGAGUUGGGAAGCUAUCAAAAGAAGUUAUUUGUUGUCGAUGAUCAUAUUGGUAUCGCCAUCUCUGGUCUCACUGCCGAUGCUCGUGUACUUUGCAACUACAUGCGUAAUGAAUGCUCAAACUAUAAAUAUAUCUAUGAAUCAGAUAUGAGAGUUGAACGUUUAAUUACAAAGGUUGCUGAUAAAUCUCAAGUACAUACUCAAAGAUAUGGUAGAAGACCAUAUGGUGUUGGUUUAUUAGUUGCAGGUUAUGAUCAAACUGGAGCUCAUGUAUAUCAAACAUGUCCAUCUGGUAACUAUUAUUCAUACAAGGCCAUUUCAAUUGGAGCAAGAUCACAAUCAGCAAAGACAUACCUCGAGAAAUACUUUGAUAGCUUUGAACAAUGCGACCUCAAAGAAUUAAUAGUACACGGCUUGCGUGCUCUUCGUGAAACCAUUCCAAACACUGACACUGGUUUAACCACCAAGAAUGUUUCCAUUGCUAUAGUUGGUGAAGACCAAAAAUUCAAGAUCAUCGAAGGUGAUGAUACCCAAGAUUAUCUAAACUUGAUCGAAAGUGGCGAAGAAGCUGCUCAACCAAUGCAACAAGAUUAA
Messenger RNA from Cavenderia fasciculata, 753 nucleotides. RefSeq names its product 20S proteasome subunit C2 (gene psmA1). Gene Ontology annotation, biological process: ubiquitin-dependent protein catabolic process. NCBI's taxonomy places the organism in Eukaryota, Evosea, Eumycetozoa, Acytosteliales, Cavenderiaceae. Bases 1 to 753 code for a protein of 250 amino acids. The record is from RefSeq and is a predicted model, not a curated record. The transcript has 4 exons. Gene Ontology annotation, cellular component: proteasome core complex; proteasome core complex, alpha-subunit complex; nucleus.